Molecule: messenger RNA, 1656 nt
Organism: Sclerotinia sclerotiorum 1980 UF-70
Lineage: Eukaryota; Fungi; Ascomycota; Leotiomycetes; Helotiales; Sclerotiniaceae
Exons: 1
Coding region: 1-1656 (551 amino acids)
Cellular component (GO): nucleus
Molecular function (GO): DNA binding; zinc ion binding
Source: RefSeq, a predicted model, not a curated record
AUGGUAUCGACAUUAAAUGAACGCGAUAUCGUUAUGGCGAUGGAGGCAAUGGCUAAAGAUAAAAAUUUAAGCCUCCGGAAAGCUGCCAAGAUUUACAAUAUUACUCAUACGACACUCAUGCGUAGAAUGAAAGGGAUCACUCCUGCCUCCGAAUAUCGUCAAAAACAGCAUAAAAUUACUAAAAUUGAAGAGGAGGUUAUUAUUCAACAUAUAAUCGAUAUGGAUGAGCGAGGAUUUAGUCCUAAAUUCAUAAGUGUUGAAAGUAUGGCGAAUCACAUUCUUGAAUCGAGGGGUGGAAAGCGUGUUGGUAAACAAUGGGCAUAUCGAUUCGUGAAUCGACACAAUAUUCUAAAAACGCGUUUUAAUCGUGCCUACGACUUCCAAAGGGCUCUCUGCGAGGAUCCUAAGCUUAUUAAUAAGUGGUUUCAACUAUUCAAAAAUAUAAAGGCAAAAUAUGGAAUACAGGAGUGCGAUAUAUGGAAUUUUGAUGAAACAGGCUUUAUGAUGGGAGUGAUAUCCUCUAGUAUGGUUAUUACUAGUGCAGAUAGACGUGGCAAAAGUAAAGGAAUACAGCCAGGCAAUAGAGAAUGGUCGACAGCGAUUGUAUGUGGUAAUGCGACGGGGGAGAACAUACCUCCAUAUCUCCUUGUUCAAGGACAAAUGCACCUAGCCAAUUGGUACAGCGAGACGGAUAUGCCUCCCGAAUGGGUGGUUAAAACUACUAUAAAUGGAUGGACGAAUAAUGAGACGGGUUUAGAAUGGCUAAAGCAUUUUGAUAAGCAUACGAAACUUCGAACGAAGGGUGCAUAUCGAAUGCUAGUCUUAGAUGGACAUGAAAGCCAUGAAUCAGGCCCUUUUCAGAAGUAUUGUAUAGAACAUAAGAUUAAAGCCGUCGGACUACCACCUCAUUCGAGUCAUCUCACCCAACCUCUUGAUGUUAGUUGUUUUAGUGUGCUAAAACGCGCAUAUAGCAAGCAAAUUGAGGGGUAUAUGCGGAUGCAUAUCAAUCAUAUCUCCAAAGUCGAAUUCUUUAUAGCAUUCAAUGCUGCAUACGAACAAGCAAUUACAAUGGAGAAUAUGAAAGCAGGCUUUAGAGGAGCAGGAUUAGUCCCUUUUAAUCCCGAUGCUGUACUCUCUAGAAUGGAUAUUCGAAUCCGUACACCUACUCUUCCUUCGCUUCCUCCGAGUCAUAUGCCCGAUUGGGUCUCACAAACACCUCACAAUGCCACCGAAGCUCUUUCACAAGCAUUUUUAGUACGAUCUAUUAUUGCUCGGCAUCAUUCUAGCUCUCCUACACCUAUAUUUAAGGCUACAGAUCCUUUAAUUAAGGGUGUAGAAUACCUAGCUAGUACUGUCACGAUUUUAGCUUUUGAGAAUCACGAUCUUCGAUUGGCAAAUACGGGAUUAAGUAAACGUCGACGCGCUAAAAAGACUCAAUUACGUUUAGGAGGAGCUCUCACUAUUCAAGAGGCUAAUGAUAUUAUAUCACAAAAAGAGGUGGAUGUUCAGAUUAAACGCGAUAGGCAACAAAAUGGGCGGAAUUCUAAUAGAGAGGCAUCGACUAAUCGAUGCUGUAGUAAAUGUGGAAUAACAGGUCAUAAUGCAAGAACAUGUUCUAAUGAUAAUAUAGAUCCUAAAUUAUUAGAUAGUGCUUAG